Molecule: messenger RNA, 10062 nt
Organism: Mauremys reevesii (Reeves's turtle)
Lineage: Eukaryota; Metazoa; Chordata; Testudines; Geoemydidae
Gene: SLC44A2
Product: solute carrier family 44 member 2
Exons: 23
Coding region: 204-2351 (715 amino acids)
Biological process (GO): transmembrane transport; choline transport
Cellular component (GO): membrane
Molecular function (GO): choline transmembrane transporter activity
Source: RefSeq, a predicted model, not a curated record
GUGCCAGGCGAGCGGCUGCGGCGGAGCAGCGCGGGGUGUCGGGGAACGCAGCUGCCCGCUGGGGCCAGGACAGCGAUGGAGAAGGGGCCGGGCCGGAAGGACCAGGACGGGGCUUGCGGUUAGCCCAGUUCAGCCAGAGAGGAGCCCGACUGACUGGGGGAGUCGAAAGGAAGGGAGCUGAGCUCCUGCAGCGAGUUGCUGGCAUGGCGGGAGACGAAGAGAAUUAUUAUGGCAAACACGGGACGCCACAGAAAUAUGACCCAUCAUUCAAAGGUCCCAUUCAUGACAGGAGCUGCACUGACAUCGUCUGCUGUAUCCUCCUCGUCAUUGCCACUGUUGGCUAUGUCGUUGUGGGGAUAGUAGCAUGGACACACGGUGACCCCAGGAAGGUGAUUUACCCCACAGACAGUCGCGGGCAGUUCUGUGGCCAGCUGGGAACUCCCAAUGAGAACAAGCCUUUCCUGUUUUACUUCAACAUCCUAAAGUGCGCCAGCCCCUUGGUGUUGCUGGAGUUCCAGUGUCCGACCAAACAGAUCUGUGUGAAUAAGUGCCCCGAGCAGUAUCUCACGUACCUGAAUGCCAGGAAAGAAGUCAAAGACUUUGAGUACUACAAGCAGUUCUGCGUCCCAGGAUUUGACAAUCCGCAGAAGAGCCUCCCAAAAGUGCUGAAGGAUGGAGACUGUCCGGCCAUGAUCACUCCCAGCAAACCCUUGGCGCACAGGUGUUUACCAGCAAUCAACACCAAGAAAGGGGUCGUCAUGGUUGGGAACGACACCACCUUUGAAGAUGGACUGGGACAACGAAGGAGUGUGACAGAGCUGGUGGAGGGGGCCAAAAAAGCAAACAUGGUUCUGGAAGCAAGACAACUGGCCAUGAAGAUCUUUGAAGAUUACACAGUUUCCUGGCACUGGAUAAUAAUAGGUCUCGUGAUUGCCAUGGUGUUCAGCUUCAUCUUCGUUGUCCUGCUUCGCUUCCUUGCUGGGAUCAUGAUCUGCGUUAUGAUUGUGCUGGUGAUCUUGGUGCUCGGAUAUGGAAUUGUCCACUGUUCCCUGGAAUAUGUCCGUCUAAAAGGAGAAGCAGACUCUGAUGUUACCCUGAAGGACCUGGGAUUCCAGACGGAUCUGCGUGUCUAUCUCCACCUGAGGCAAACGUGGUUGGCCUUCAUAAUUAUCCUGUGCAUCAUAGAGGUGAUCAUCAUUGUGUUACUCAUCUUCCUCCGCAAGAGGAUCCUCAUUGCCAUUGCGCUCAUCAAGGAAGCCAGCAGGGCUAUUGGUCACAUCAUGACGUCGCUGGUGUUUCCUCUGUGCACCUUCUUCCUGGUGUGUCUCUGCAUUGCUUACUGGGCCAGCACCGCUGUUUUCUUAUCUACUUCUAAUGAGGCUGUCUACAAGGUGUUUAACGAAAUGUCUGAAUGUGAAUAUGCUGGGCAGACCUGCAUACCAGAGAAAUUCGAUAUGACCAACAUCACCAAGCAGUGCCCAGAUGCCCGCUGCCUCUUUGCAUUCUAUGGGGGAGAGACGGCCUACCACAAAUACCUCAUCAUCUUCCAGAUCUAUAAUGCCUUUAUGUUCUUCUGGCUGGCCAACUUUGUGAUUGCGCUGGGCCAGGUCACGCUAGCUGGAGCCUUUGCUUCCUAUUAUUGGGCCUUCAAGAAACCCGAUGACAUGCCGGCUUUCCCCCUCUUCUCCUCCUUCGGCCGGGCACUCAGGUAUCACACUGGCUCGUUGGCCUUUGGGUCUCUGAUUCUUGCCAUUGUCCAGAUCAUCAGGGUCCUUCUGGAGUAUCUGGAUCACAGGCUGAAAGCUGCUGAGAAUAAGUUUGCCAAGUUCCUGCUGACCUGUCUCAAAUGCUGCUUCUGGUGCCUGGAAAAAUUUAUCAAGUUCCUGAACAGGAAUGCAUACAUCAUGAUUGCCAUCUAUGGCACCAACUUCUGCACUUCAGCCAAGAAUGCAUUCUUCCUGCUCAUGAGGAACAUUAUCAGGGUGGCUGUUUUAGAUAAAGUCACAGAUUUUCUGCUCUUCCUUGGUAAACUCCUCAUCGUGGGAAGUGUUGGAAUCCUCGCCUUUUUCUUCUUCUCCCAGCGGAUAGAUGUGGUUCAGGACAGUGCACCUACUCUCAAUUACUAUUGGGUCCCUAUCCUGACGGUGAUCGUGGGCUCAUAUCUCAUUGCACAUGGAUUCUUCAGCGUCUAUGCCAUGUGUGUGGACACCCUCUUCCUUUGCUUCUGUGAAGACCUGGAGAGGAAUGAUGGAUCUCCUGAGCGACCUUACUACAUGUCCCCAGAGCUGAGUGAAAUCCUGCUGAAGGGGAGCCUAGAAUCAUCCAAAAGUGCUGAUAGCUCGGCUCUCUGAGCAGGGAGGGCUAGCACAUGUGGGUGUCUUGUAGAAGACUUGUGCUCACCCAGCCAAUCUGUAAUUGUGUGGCAUUCUUCCAACGCUCCACCCUGGUGGUGCAUGAUUUUCAGCUGCUUGUCUUUGGAAUUCUUGAGGGUAGACGGGGGUGUUGAUUUUGGAAGGACAGUGCAAGUGGGUGAAUGCUGUAUCAAAUCCAUGUUCCUUCCCCCAACUAAUAUUCUUGUACCAAAAUGGGUGGAACUGUAAUUGGGACUCUUGUGCAUUUGACAUAAUCAUCUCCUAGAAUGAAGCUCGAGUCCCACCUGUCCAUUGAUGCAUGAUAGGUUAGCAAAAUGUUACCUAAGCAACAAGACUCUGCCUCCACAGAAGCCAAAGUUGGGUUUAUAGAUACACAGGAUAGUGUAUAUCUCACUCAUUAAAAAAAUUACCUUGCAUCCUCCUCUACUCUCAAUUGCCCAUAAUGAAAGGGGCAUUAUAGCUACUUCUGGAAUGUCCCUUAAAAGUUGACUGAUUUUUGCUCUGUCCUGUUCUAUGCUCUAUUUGUGGGGGAGCCGUUUCUCUUUGCAGUUGGUGAGAUGCUAAUUUGUAGAAUGAUCAAGAGGUUUACAGCUGCCCGUAUGUCAAUCUGUUCUGGAUGCAACUAUAUUUUCCUCUUUAUUGCUCAGCCCCAAGCUAGCUGCAAAGAGAAAUUAACCACUUUUCUCACUACUAUUUCUAUGCAAAGUGGAGCUGGCAGAUCUGAAGUUUUCUUUACUAGGUGGCAUAUGCUUCACUUUCAAAUCUGUUGUUGUGUCCAUGAGGGUCCUGGAAACCUUUGUGUCCCAAAAUGGAAUUCUCUCUGUUUAAAGUAGGAAACUUGUAGUUGCUGUUUUCUCACACUGACUCUUCAGAGAGGUUAUUUUUGGGGAAUGAACAAGUUGGCAGGAAUUUUUUUUAAUAUAAUUUUUUUAAAGUUGAAAAAUCUAAUUGAUCUUUUCACUCGUAUGUACAGCUUGACUUGUAUAGAAUUCUUUCAGUCUGUCUCCCACUUCCUGGUUGGCUACUCGCUUAACUAGUAACUAAAUGGAAGAUGGCGGAUCUUUGUGGUAACUGGCUUACAGAACUCUGCCCAUUCCUGAGGUAGUUCAGAUGAUGUUUGUCUCAUUUUUCCAUGAGAAAGAUAGAUGGAGGGGGUAAAGCAGCUUUCCAGGGUUAUAGCCUCCAGGUGUUUCAAAUAAGAUCCUGGCACCUUCUUAGCUCACAGCCCAGCGCAGUCAGGACAGUUCGGUAGAAAAUAACUGAAGCUGAGCUACACAGAACAGAAAGGGACUCCUUAAAUAGCUACUAUGAUUUCCCUUUAGCCACUAGACCAUCCAUCAAGUCUAGAUGCCACAAGAAUCUGUGAUUAUGUACCCAUUGUUAAUGACUGGAAGAGCAAGAGAAAAUGGCAGAUAUUACAUUUGGAAGGUGUUGCAGCAUGAUGGUGGACAGAAAUAGUACAACUGAAUCUAGAGAGAUUUGACGGAUGGCCAAUUUUUAAAGUUUUUGGCAUCUAAAACAUAUGCCCGCAAACACCUGAUGGAUGUUCCUUAUUUUCUCCUUACUAUAUCAAGGACCAGAAGGAUGUUGUGUGGGGUUUGUUGUCUUAUUUUGAUUGAUUGAUUUAGGAAGGGUCUCUUCCUUGAGGACUCAAUUCUGCAAACACUGCCAAAUCUUGCAUUACAAAUUCCCAUCCAAACAAGGUUCCCAUAUUUUGAGUCUUAUCCUUUUAGGAAAAAGUUUCUGGGUUUUGAUGCUCAUGCCCUCAUCACUAUGCCAUCAACCUCAAAAUAUUCCAGGACUGUUUCACUAAGCUAUGAAGCUGAUGGUCUCUGUGAUUUUUGGCUGUUAGUCUCCUAUGGCUUUUGCUGGAGCUUCUGCUCUGCUUUGAACGGCUAGCAUCUGAACAAUAUAUUCUGUGCCAGGGACAUGCCUAAUUAUUAUGUAUGUAAAAGCAGCAGAGAGUCCUGUGGCACCUUAUAGACUAACAGGCGUUUUGGAGCAUGAGCUUUCGUGGGUGAAUACCCACUUCGUCGGAUGCAUGUUGACAAGGGUGUUGUACACUAGGUGAACUGUGCCAAACAAACAACAAGUGACUUGCUUUACAAUCAAGUCAUGAGCAGUUACGCUAGACUGAAGAACAAUGAGUGAGCACUGUCUUGCCACACUAUCCCGAAGUAAUGGUAAUCUCUGUAUUUCCAGGCAAUGGUAGUAUUGAGGAACCUGUUCUGUUCAUAUAGGAGGAGCCCCUGUCUUAGCUGAUUUGUAACCUCACACUUUAGACCCCCUGUUCCUUCCAAAUAGAUGUUGAUAAACAGCCUCCCUUCAGGAGUCCAAUACUCUGUCUUUAAAAUGGGAGUGGUACAAGUGUAAUUGUGACUUUUACAUUUGGAAGCUGCAUAUAUCCAGGGUUUUAGAAGAAAGACAGAAUACACAUACAUGCACUGCCUGUGAGAAGCAGAAGGGCAUCCACAUCUCAACUAGGUAUUUAAAGGAUGAGUAUUUACAUCUGUUCUUUUAGCACUUGUCUGUCUCUAGGCUUCUUAACUGCACCUUCCAGCACAGGGACCACAGCAACUUUCCCCAGCAUUCAACUCAGUCUGAAUCAUGAAAAGUUUGGGCAUGCAGAUGUGAGAGCACCUGCUGUUUAAAUGGCACUGAAAACAAAUGUAUUCCUACGGGGCUUGGCAAGCCCAGUAACUGGUUCUAGUCUGAGGUGUUUACAACCCUGCAGUACUUAAGCUCUGAAUUUUAACCCCCCCCUCCCUCCUGCAGUGGAAGACCUGGAACGUAAUGAUGGUUCAUCUGAAAAGCCUUACUUCAUGUCGUCUGACCUGAAAAAACUUCUGAACAAGACAAACAAAGCUCACUAGGAUGCAUAGCAGCCUCCUCUUUCCUCACUGCUCUCUUCACUUCUAUUUGUCCCUUCCCAGUUUCCAUUUCAGGAGCAACGCUGCAUGGAUAACAUACAGCAUUAAGUGCUCUUAGUCCAAUAUUCAAACCUUGUUAGUACAUUGUGAACUGCAGUAUCCUUUACUCAAAUUACGAUGGACGGCUUUGGCUGUCAGCCUCUGCAUUGGCCACAAGCUUGUCCAGAGCAGUGGAAUUUGUUUCUGGAGAGCAUUUUGCUGGAUUUUCCUUCCUCAGAUCGAGAGAAGGGAUUAGUGUCAAUAGUUCUAUGUAAGAUUGUUAGGCAAUGCUAACUAAAAACUGAGCCCACUGCCCUAGUAGACAGGUAUUCAGUACUGCAGAACCCAACGCUACUGGGACUUUGUUGGUCUCAGGAGAGAGAUGAAGAAGUGAAUUGGUCAGUUUACAGCUGAGGCCCACUGAUGUAAGGCCCUGCCUUUGUCCAUCUCCAUCUAUUCUAGAGACUGAAUUCAGUCUACAGGUUUGAAGCCAGCACCAAUCACAGAUUCACAGACACCAAAUGAAUUUUAAAAUAAAACUACUAAAUCUGUCACACCAGUAAAACUAUAUGAUUCCUCGAUUAACUUGCUAGAACAUCACUAACCUACUUGACUGCACUCAGAUACUACCAUGCUGGACACAUUAAAUACCUGAACUGAUUGAGGAAUGCACCCAUUAAUGCCUCGUCUUCAUGGACGAUGGCAGGGACAGAAGAGAAAUCUGCAGUGUUAAUCAAGCUGUAGAACUUGAACAGCAGAGGAAAUGCAAAAUACUCAGAGAAGCACUUGGUAGGGAGCGUGCAUGUCUGGAUAGUCAUUAGUAUUACUGAUGAAAGCUCUAUGUAUUUGUUUUGUCUCUAGUGAGAUUGACAGCCCAGGAGUGUGCUGCUUCUGUACCUUUAACUUGUUUGGUUUAUUGGAAAAAUCCAGCAUUAUAUGCAAAAACCCAUUUGAAUGCAUGGGAAAGAAAGGAUGCUCACUGUUGCUUUAUAUAGCUGUGUAUAUAUAUAUAAAAGAGCUGGCUAAUGUAAAAGUACUGUUAACUGUGGUAAAAGAAACCAAAGGGUCAAACAAACAAACUUGCCUCCCAGUUUUGAAAGCCACUGUGUUCUGUGAACUCUACCAUCCGAUGGGUGCGCCUGCUGGCAAGUUUCCGUCGAAGGGACGCUUCCACCUAGAGAAACACCAGCAAUGUGUGUGAGAGAAAAAGUGAGACCGGAAUGCCACAAAGCCCAGUGUUGCAAAUUAAGUUAUCAGGCACGUUAAGAAUCACUGUAGUUUCCUUUAAAUGGUCGCCAUCUCUGACUGUGUCCAAUGUUGGCAAAACUGGUAAUGUACCACAGGUGCAGCCGCAGAGUAGACAGGACUCCAUUUUUUUUUUUUACCAGUGAGCAGGGCUGGCCAAGAUGGUGGGAAAAAGGACAGGUCUCGGGUCGCACUAGGGCAUCCACCGUUGCUACUGCUAGCUGUAAAUUACAGGUUCUGUUUUCACUAGUGUAGAUGGGGCCUUCUUGGGGAUAGGAAAGGUGGCCAACCUCAUGACUUCAUUUAUUAUUUGUAAUCUGCUUAAACAAAUUGCAGUGGGGCUAUCUGGAUGAUUUACAGCUUCCAAAUGAUGCAGGAGCACAGAGGUGCAAAGAGGCAUUGUGAGGUUAUCUGGACUCUUUUUAUUUUUUAAACAAAAAGGAAUUCUUUAUUUCAAAUAUUUUAAUUUGGCCAGUUAAUUUUAACAUUUAAUUUGUGCUAAAGGUUAUAUUUUACUUUUUUUAUACCUAUUUCUAGUAACCUUUUGAUCCUGUAGUAUUUUUUGUAAGAUAUGAGAAUUGUUUUAUAUCUAAAAUAUUAAAGGGUUUUUUGGUUUUGUACAAUUUGUUUUUAUUAGUUGUACCCAUGAGCUCCAGUACUGUUAUUGGUCAAUACUGCUUCUUCUGUUCAACAGAGAUCUUAGAUACUGGUAUGGCUCCUUAGCCAUAAAGUCACACCAGACUGAAGCAUAGCAUAGAUGAUCUCAUUACAGCAGUACAUUUGUAAUGGAGAUAUAUAUAUAUAAAUAAACUUUUGUUAAGUUUUCUUUCUCUCCAAUGGAUGAUCAGCUUUGCACGUUUGAAAAGUUGGUAGUUUAUAAUGCAAACCAGUUACCUUGGACAUUUUACUUUAGUUUUAAAUAAGCCAAUAAAAAUGACCAAAUUUUUGAGUUUUGAGGCAGCUCUAGCUACUCUUCUAAGGCACUCUGCAAUGGAAAAGACUCACAUGCUGUUGUCAAGUUGCUAUUGAUUUAAUACUUAGAACUUUACAAGUUCAAAGCACUUGUCAAACGCAUUAAUCCUCCCACAGUCCUGUUAGGCAGGUAUUAUCCCCACUUUACCAUUGGGAAACUGUGGAAGAGAUGUGCUCUGACCUUGCCCAAAGCUUCCACCGGGAGUUGGUAUCAGAACUUUGGAGUCCCUUAUUCCUAGAACUGUCCUUUGGACCACUGGGUCUCAGAAGCAGCAUCUACAUUAGGAAGCUGAUCCGUUGCUGACAGUAGCAGGGGGUAACCAGUCCCCUUGAACUGGUGUGAGAAAAGCUCUGCUAGUGUAGAUAUAACAGUGUUGAAGAGUAAUUUCUACUAAGAAAAUAUGACUGAGACUUGCCAGAUCACUGACCAAAGCAGCCCCAAAACCCUAGCAAAACACUGUACUGCAUACACUUCUCCCUCUGCAGAAAGGAUGAGAGAAAUAAGUAAUAUCUGUCACGUGAUUUGUUCUGUCACUUAACUCACUACUGGAAGGUGCUCAGAUGCCACAGGUGCAGUACAAGAACCUAUAUAGAACUGGGGAAAAAAAAGCCACCUGAGCAUGGUAAGCAGGAGUUGCCCCUGUCAAUGACUCAUUGACUAAACUUCACCUCUUUGAAACAACUACAGCCUGUUACAUAGAUAAUUUGUGUGCUGUGGAGCCAAGUCUCCAAACCUGGCAUCAUCUACCUGUCUCCUACAGCUUGGCUUUGCCUGACAGCUAGUAAUCCCUUCAAUGGGGCUAUAUAGACCAAAAACAUCCACAGAAGCUACACUAGAGGAUUUCUCACUCUACCCUUACAUAAACUCCUGGUGACUCCUUUAGAAUCCCCUUCCCAUUUUAAAAUAUAACCCUGUGUGAUCUUCAUAUGUCCUGUUAUGCAUCAUAUAUUCACAGUGCCACUUUUUUUUAAUUAAUCAUAAAGGUAGGGUGACCAACUGCAUUUCUAGGAAAUAAAAGGCAAUUGCUCCUUAAAAACCAGCUUUUCUCCUUCAUCCCCAAUGUGUUAUUCAUGGCACAAAAUCCUAGACUUACAGCGCAUGAUCCUUUGCGUGAUUUUUACCUGAAAACAAACUAUCUGAUCAAAUGCUGCUUACCGGAGAUGGGCUGUGGGACAGUAAGCACCAGAUACUGGCUGUUCAAAAGCACAGGAUGGAUGGUCACCUAGGUAAGGGAACAGGAGUGGUUAUCAAAACUAAACUAGAGAUUUGAUUUACUGGCAUCCAAUGGAAUAUGUUUGUAAAAUGUUUUGUGCAAGAUUAUUCUGCUCGUCUAUUGCUCUUUUUCAUCUCUUCCACAGUCUUUUGUUUUGUUUUUACUGCUAGGGAUAUUUGCCUGAGGACGGGCUCUGUGGGUGGUCUAUUUCUGCUGCUGCAUUCUCCAGCUCAACUGCUAAUUAUUUUUCUAAUAGAAUCAUCUUGGUUGCUGUACAAAUAAAGUUCUAAAAUAGCAGGUGCCCAGGAGGACCAACAGCAAAGGGAUUUCAGGGUCUUUCUGUUCUUAGGAUAUUUUUCUCAUAAGGUGGCUCAUUUUAAGUCAUUAUGGAAAGAUUUGUAUUUUCAGGCAUACAAGAGUUGAUGAGGAAGCAUAGUUCCAGCAGAAACCAUUGCUUUGGCUUAGGAUGUAUUCUGCAGACUCAGUUGUGGUCUAAGAAACUAUGGAAUGUAAGGAACAGGAUGGGGAGGAAGUCCUAGUUAAAUUCCCUAAGGAUAACAGACAGCAGCCCUCUCUCUGCCUUCAUAGUCUUGAUACAAUUGUAAUGUAGCCUCUUCCCCCUUUUUAAAGACGACAACUACACCUACACUAUACUAUAAUGAACAUCCUUCUUUAUUCAUCCCGGUGAAGUAGAUAAACAUUGGAGGGGUCCUGCCUUCUGCAGCAAAGGGACAUAUCUUUUAUUAAGGAGCUGUUCAGAAUAUGAAUGUUGUCACUGAAUCACUCAGACUGGAAAGACCGUCUAGUUCAUUUACACAUGCACACUGUGUGGCAGGAUGCUAAUGCCCCAAAAUAAACUCCAGUGAUUGAUUGUUAUGCUGUGACUUGGUGAUUCUCACUAUCUCCUUAUGGGAGCCUGUUUCUGUUACUCAGUUAACUGUGUGAUUAGAAGCUUUUUUCCCUACCUACCUGAGCUGCAUCUUAAAGCCAUAACUGCUUAUCUUACCUUUAAGAAUAACUGUCCCUGACUGCCUUUAAAAUACCUCUUUAUAUCCCUGUAAACCACUCAUGUUCCACUUCCUUCCCUGGGUCCUUCAGGGCUGCUCCUGCAAUGGUAUUUUGCCUGUACAAAGACUGCAGGAUUGGCCCCUCUAUGUUGUUGUGAUAACUGUCCCUUCCUUUGAUUUCCCAAAGAUGCUCACUCUAUGCACAGGGGCCUUUUAUGCAAAAUUAAAAAAAAAACAACAACCUUGGGUGGGGAUGUAUGUAUAUAUUUCCAAUGUAUAUGUGAUAUUCCACUAUAUUGAUGUCAGCAUUCCAACCACAAAUAAAGUGCCUACUUGGACUGGA